Molecule: messenger RNA, 1098 nt
Organism: Armigeres subalbatus
Lineage: Eukaryota; Metazoa; Arthropoda; Insecta; Diptera; Culicidae
Exons: 1
Coding region: 1-1098 (365 amino acids)
Biological process (GO): DNA integration
Molecular function (GO): nucleic acid binding
Source: RefSeq, a predicted model, not a curated record
AUGCGCCAAGACUAUUGGCCAAUACAAGGAAGAAGACUACUCAACAGCAUCGUACGAAAUUGCUUCCGUUGCGUUCGUGCCUCGCCCGUUCCCCUCCAGCAGCAAACCGGCCAGUUACCGCAGCAGAGAAUCACAGUCAGCAGGCCAUUCUCCAUCACUGGGAUUGAUUACGCUGGACCAGUCUAUAUCAAACCCAUCCACAAGCGUGCAGUACCAACCAAGGCUUAUAUCAGCGUUUUCGUCUGCUUCGUUACCAAAGCGGUGCACCUGGAGUUGGUGAGUGACCUGUCAACUGCUGCAUUCCUCACCGCUCUGCGGAGGUUCAUCGCUCGCCGUGGAUGUCCGUCGCACAUACAUUCCGAUAACGGAAAGAACUUCGAAGGAGCCCGCAAUGAGCUUCACGAACUGUAUCAGCUUCUGCAACGAGAGAAAGUAUACGGAACAAUUACCACAUUUUGCGCAAACCAAGAAAUUCAGUGGCACAUGACCCCACCGAAGGCCCCACAUUUUGGUGGAUUGUGGGAGGCUGCCGUUAAGGUAGCGAAAAAACAUUUGUAUUUGCUGACGCUCGGCAAUGCAAAACUCUGCUUCGAGGACCUAUCAACCGUGUUGACCCAGAUUGAGAGUGCAAUGAAUUCGCGUCCAUUAACACCGCUUACGGAGGAUCCCAAUGACUUGGCCGUCCUCACUCCAGCCCAUUUCCUUAUCGGAACAACAUUUUCUGCACUUCCCGAUACCGAUGUCAGCCACAUUCCGAUCAGCCGAUUGGAUCAUUACCAUGCCCUGCAGCACCGAGUUCAACAGUUCUGGCACCAGUGGAAGACCGAAUAUUUGCAGGAACUACAGAAGGAGAACAAGCACAUCGUUCCAAACUCUGCAGUCCAGCCUGGUAGGAUGGUAGUCGUCGCUGAUGAAUUCCUAGCUCCAGUGAAGUGGCCUCUUGCCAGAAUUGUCAACAGCAUCGAAGGUCCAGAUGGUCUCGUCCGAGUCGUUGAUCUCCAUACCAGCAAAGGAAUCAUCCGCCGUCCGAUUACGAAGAUAUGUAUGCUGCCAUUUGAGGAAAAAACUAAAAAUAUCUUAAAUGUAAACAAUCUAUAA